Molecule: messenger RNA, 728 nt
Organism: Oncorhynchus masou masou (cherry salmon)
Lineage: Eukaryota; Metazoa; Chordata; Actinopteri; Salmoniformes; Salmonidae
Product: rho GTPase-activating protein 29-like
Exons: 3
Coding region: 367-627 (86 amino acids)
Source: RefSeq, a predicted model, not a curated record
UUUAAAGAUUGACCACCUUGGUAAGAAUCAAUUGACUGUUUGGCUUUGUUGUGGUUCUUUUGUCGUUCCUAACCCUUUUGGCCUGUUACCAAGCAGAGCACCAAAGUCUGCAAGAGACACUCGUCAGUCAUCCCAUCCUCUCAUAUCCUGGAUGAGGUGAAGACAGGAAGGACUGGACCAGACAGGAGAGAGUUAACAGCCCUGGAGAGGCUCAACGGCGUCGGCUCUGCUGGUGCUCCCAAGGUGCAGAGGUCUACCCUUGUGUUUGGCCGUCCCAGCAUCAAUCUCUCCUCCUCUACCUCCUCUACGGCCCCUCGGGUCCAACUUCGCUCCCAGCGCUCGAGAAUACUGUUCCGACCAAUCAGCAUGCCCUUGGAGCGCCUGCCCCUCCCCACCCCCUCCCAGGUCGUUGAGAGGAACAACCAGAACACCAACGACGCCGCCAUGUUGGAUCCCACCGCUGACUCCAUCACGGAGUCGGCCGAGCCGGAGAAGGAAACGCCUCGGAUCGGUGAGGGGUCAAGGGUCAGUACCUACUUUAUCACACCCUUCAAUCCCCAGGCCGUGCAGCAUGGGACCUGGGACAGGAAGUACAAACACUACGAUGUCACGCGCGCACCGCCAUGAUCAUGGCUAAUUUACCACCUGCCGGUGCUGGCCCCGGGACGCAGCCGACAGGGAAGCAGCCGACAGGGAAGCAGCCGACAGGGAAGCAGCCGGCGAUGCCG